Eptesicus fuscus (big brown bat) is the source of this 3808-nucleotide messenger RNA. It is a transcript of the gene RHOBTB2, whose product is annotated as Rho related BTB domain containing 2. NCBI's taxonomy places the organism in Eukaryota, Metazoa, Chordata, Mammalia, Chiroptera, Vespertilionidae. Gene Ontology annotation, biological process: small GTPase-mediated signal transduction. The record is from RefSeq and is a predicted model, not a curated record. Gene Ontology annotation, molecular function: GTPase activity; protein binding; GTP binding. The transcript has 10 exons. The coding region runs from base 534 to 2714 and encodes 726 amino acids.
GGAGGUCGCCAGCGGUCUCGGGGACUGCCGCGCUAGGCGUCCAGGCGGCCGCGCCUUCGGAGCGGGCGGGGCGGAGCAGCGGCGGCCUCGCCCCAUCUCCGCUCCUGCGCGCCGCUUCCAGCCUGCGCAGCCCGAGGACCCGCGGCGGAGGUGCGGCCCGGCCGCCCGAGGUCGGAGCGGCCGCGCGCAGCCCGGCUCCGGCGCGGCUCCAUGACUUUGGGCGCCCGGGGCGCGGGGAGAUGCUGAUCCGGAAGAGGCGAUGGCUGCAGUGGCGCGCGCGCGGCCGCUCCCGGCCCGCCGUCCGGCCCCGGCUGCUCGGGCGGAGUUUCUGAUCUGACGCGCCAGGGCCCGGGCCUGUAGCAGCAGCAGCAGCAGCAGCUCCAGCAGCAGCAGCAGCUCGGCGGCGCCGGCAUCGUCCUAACUUGCACGCGCGGAGUGACCCAGACAUUUCACUAAAAUGAGCGUGCUUAGCAGGAAGCGAUGUGUUCCUUACACUAGAAAUCACCCCGUCACAUGUAGUGGUGUCCCAAUUAAUGGAUUCUGACAUGGAUUAUGAAAGGCCAAACGUAGAGACCAUCAAGUGCGUGGUGGUGGGGGACAACGCCGUGGGCAAGACCAGGCUCAUCUGCGCCCGGGCCUGCAAUGCCACCCUCACCCAGUACCAGCUGCUUGCCACCCAUGUGCCCACGGUUUGGGCCAUCGACCAGUAUCGGGUGUGCCAGGAGGUUCUGGAACGCUCCCGAGAUGUGGUAGACGACGUCAGCGUCUCCCUGCGCCUCUGGGACACCUUUGGAGACCACCACAAAGACCGCCGCUUCGCGUAUGGGAGGUCCGACGUGGUGGUUCUGUGCUUCUCCAUUGCCAACCCUAAUUCCCUUCACCAUGUCAAGACCAUGUGGUACCCAGAGAUCAAGCACUUCUGCCCCCGGGCACCUGUCAUCUUGGUGGGCUGCCAGCUGGACCUGCGCUACGCCGACCUGGAGGCUGUCAACAGGGCCAGGCGCCCCUUGGCUAGGCCCAUCAAGCCCAAUGAGAUUCUUCCCCCCGAGAAGGGGAGGGAGGUGGCCAAGGAGCUGGGCAUCCCCUACUAUGAGACCAGCGUGGUGGCCCAGUUCGGCAUCAAGGACGUCUUCGACAACGCCAUCCGCGCGGCCCUCAUCUCCCGCCGCCACCUGCAGUUCUGGAAGUCCCACCUCCGCAACGUGCAGCGGCCUCUGCUGCAGGCCCCCUUCCUGCCCCCCAAGCCCCCUCCCCCCAUCAUCGUGGUGCCCGACCCCCCCUCCAGCAGUGAGGAGUGCCCCGCCCACCUCCUGGAGGACCCGCUGUGUGCGGACGUCAUUCUGGUGCUGCAGGAGCGGGUGCGCAUCUUUGCCCACAAGAUCUACCUCUCCACGUCCUCCUCCAAGUUCUACGACCUGUUCCUCAUGGACCUGAGUGACGGGGAGCUGGGGGGCCCCUCGGGGCCAGGGGGCCCCCGCCCAGAGGACCACCGGGCUCACCCUGAUCCACACCACCACCAUCACCACCACCACGGCCGGGACUUCCUGCUCCGGGCUGCCAGCUUUGACGUGUGCGAGAGCGUGGAGGACGGUGCGGGCUCGGGUCCCGCUGGGCUCCGGGCCUCAACCAGCGACGGCAUCUUACGGGGCAACGGAACAGGGUACCUGCCUGGGAGAGGCCGCGUGCUGUCUUCCUGGAGCCGAGCUUUUUUGAGCAUCCAGGAGGAGAUGGCAGAAGACCCCCUGACCUACAAAUCCAGACUGAUGGUGGUGGUCAAAAUGGACAGUUCCAUCCAGCCGGGGCCUUUCCGGGCUGUUCUCAAGUACCUGUACACGGGGGAGCUGGACGAGAAGGAGCGGGACCUCAUGCACAUCGCCCACAUCGCCGAGCUGCUGGAGGUCUUUGAUCUGCGCAUGAUGGUGGCCAACAUUCUCAACAACGAGGCCUUCAUGAACCAGGAGAUCACCAAGGCCUUCCACGUCCGCCGCACCAACCGGGUGAAGGAGUGCUUGGCCAAGGGCACCUUCUCAGACGUGACCUUCAUCCUGGAUGACGGCACCAUCAGCGCCCACAAGCCCCUGUUGAUUUCCAGCUGUGACUGGAUGGCUGCCAUGUUCGGGGGGCCGUUUGUGGAGAGUUCCACCAGGGAGGUAGUGUUUCCGCACACGAGCAGGAGCUGCAUGCGGGCGGUGCUGGAGUACCUGUACACCGGCAUGUUCACCUCCAGCCCCGACCUGGACGACAUGAAGCUCAUCAUCCUGGCCAACCGCCUCUGCCUGCCGCACCUGGUUGCCCUCACAGAGCAGUACACCGUGACCGGGCUGAUGGAAGCCACGCAGAUGAUGGUGGACAUCGAUGGGGACGUCCUUGUGUUCCUGGAACUGGCUCAGUUCCACUGCGCGUACCAGUUGGCGGACUGGUGUCUCCACCACAUCUGCACCAACUACAACAACGUGUGCCGCAAGUUCCCCCGAGACAUGAAGGCCAUGUCCCCAGAAAACCAGGAGUAUUUUGAGAAGCACCGCUGGCCGCCCGUGUGGUACCUGAAGGAGGAAGAUCACUACCAGCGGGCCCGGAAGGAGCGUGAGAAGGAGGACUAUCUCCACCUGAAGCGGCAGCCCAAGCGGCGGUGGCUGUUCUGGAACAGUCCCUCCUCGCCGUCCUCUCCUGCGGCCUCCUCGGCGUCCCCAUCUUCCUCCUCGGCCGUGGUCUGAGAUGCUGCCGCCCUCUUCUGACUCUGCUGCUCUUGUGCCCACCUGCCCUGGCCCCUCCGCUCUCUGCAUCGCCCCCUCCACCUCCCAGGGACCAGGGGACCCACAUAACCAGGACCCUAAGGGCGGGCUGUUCUCACCAGCCAACAGCUCAGCCAGAGAGGAGCCGGGCCUCGUGGGUCAGAACAGGGAUCCCCUUUGGAGGUCCCCAGUUCUGAAACAGGACAGGGGACAGCUCCUGGGAGGUGGGAGAGGGGACAGCUCCUCAGAGUGCUGGCAUCCUGUCUCUGGGUUGGACAACCCUAGAGUCAAGGGGGAAACGUCCAGCUAUGAGAGGUGUGGUCUGUGGAGGCAGCCCCCUCCCGGUGAGCGCGGUGCACAGGGAGGUCCUGCGUCUAUUGGCCAGAUUUUUCUACCAGUGGACUUGGGGGUUGCAAAUGUUUUGUGGGCAUUUCCACACGGAGCCUACUCAGAUCCUCACUGGAGAAGUCAGGGUAGACAAGCCUUCAGGGCCCCGCUCAAGGCUUCCCCUUCCUGGGUGCAGCUGCCGGAGGCCACACCUCCCGGGGUGCCGGCCUGUCUCCCCGGCCGCCAGCAUCCCGGCCUGGUAAAGGGAAGUGGAGUUGUUCAGAGCUCCAGGCCUAGAAGCAGGGUCUCCCGGUGCAAUGAGAAACUCCUCCCUCCACUCUCCUUCACACUCCGAGAUGGGAUCCAAAGCAAACAGCUAGAACGGGGCAAGAAGGAAGGGGGUGAAGGGGGUCUGGACGCAGCAAUCCUGGGCUCCUCUAGUUAGCAUGGCUUCUUACGGGGUGGGACAAAAUUAGCAAAAAAAAAAAAAAAAAAGCAACAAACAAAAUCACCACCAACAGAUACACUCUAGCCUCUGUUCCCUCCAAGAAAGGACAGAAAAAGACCCUGUACGGCUUACAUUUUAUAAAACCAAACGGGCCCCCGCAUUGAUGAGACACAGGCUUAGACUAUAGAAGUGUUUCCAGUCUUACGAGGAAAGGGCUGUCACCUGCUGUGACAGGAAGCCCGGCUGCCGGAGGCUCUGGGGCAGCACCAAUCCCAGGCCUCCAGCUGCAGGCAUUGAGGGC